Messenger RNA from Bicyclus anynana (squinting bush brown), 6724 nucleotides. RefSeq names its product nuclear hormone receptor HR96 (gene Hr96). The record is from RefSeq and is a predicted model, not a curated record. Gene Ontology annotation, molecular function: RNA polymerase II cis-regulatory region sequence-specific DNA binding; nuclear receptor activity; zinc ion binding. Lineage: Eukaryota; Metazoa; Arthropoda; Insecta; Lepidoptera; Nymphalidae. Bases 266 to 1990 code for a protein of 574 amino acids. The transcript has 9 exons. Gene Ontology annotation, biological process: positive regulation of transcription by RNA polymerase II; cell differentiation; negative regulation of transcription by RNA polymerase II.
CAAUGUCAUUAUUAUUUUAUUUGUUCACAUUUUGUAAGCAACAUAUUUAUUUUUAUCAAAAUAUUUUAAAAAAUUAUUCUGUUAUCUUCAGUUUUCGCCAAACUGGUCAACUUUAAUCCAUGACGUGACCUUAUCACUUUCACGUAGCGGACUAUGGAAUUAUUUUCUUAUAAAGUUAUCAUGUUUACGAAACUAGUGAAGUUCCACGAAGUGUUCAAUGUUUUGUGUUUAUCUCAGUGACUAAUGACUGCAUUUUAUACUGAAAAUGGACACCACGAGUGAGGAUAACUCUAAAACGGACGAUGGUAACGGUCAGAAGAAGGAUUUGAAUGUAAAUUUGCAAAAGAUAUGCCUCGUCUGCGGGGACAAGGCUCUCGGGUACAACUUUAACGCGAUAUCCUGCGAGAGCUGUAAAGCGUUCUUCCGACGCAACGCAUUAGUCAACAAGCAGUUUAAAUGCCCUUUCUCGAACAACUGCACUAUUACUGUUUUAACGAGGAGAUUCUGUCAGAAAUGUAGAUUAGAAAAGUGUCUGUCUAUCGGUAUGGUGAAGGAGUUUAUCAUGUCGGAAGAGGAUAAAGCGGAAAAACGGCGGAAAAUAGAAGAGAAUCGAGCUAAAAAACGACAUUUAAAUGAUCCUGAUGACUCUGUAUCUAGUUCUAAGAAUUUCAGGAGAGACGAUGAGUUAAAUUAUGUUCCUCCGAUACAUGACACAGGUUUACAAUACAAUGUACUAAACAGUACAACAUGCAGUCCUCACAGCACGGCUCAUUACCCCCCCUCACCCAUAAACACUGACUUGGACAACACCAUGAGCACAGCCAUGUACAGCCAGUAUGUCCCCGUGCAGAGCACCAACCAGCCGUACACCAUGAAAGUGUACCCCAUAGACGAGAAGAGCAUCAUCAACCGAGCCGUGUACGACCAGAGGGUGGUGGAGUCGGGGUACAGCAAUAUAUGUGACAGCGUGGACAGCAUGUACGAGCCACCAAAACAAAAUAGCAUACGAUCAAUAUUAACCAAUGGCAGUGCAGCAAUAGAUGACGUAGACGAGAGCCAGAAGCACGUCUGCGAAGAGAUGCCGUCCACCAGCACCAACCCGGACGUCAACAAGGCCAGGGACAUACUGCAGGACGUUGAGAGGAUAGAGCCGAACUCGAUGGAGUCCAUCCUGUGCGAGGCGAUCAAGCUGGAGUUCGAGGCGUACACGUCUGUGGGCAGCUGCAGCGGCUCCUCGCGAGAACUUAACGAGGUGGAGCGCGCGAAGCUCAACGAGCUGAUCGUCGCCAACAAGGCGCUGCACGCACCCAUCGACGAUGACCUGUCGCAGCUCAUCGGGGAGGUGGCUUCUACCGGCGUCCUGAAGGACGGCAACGGCAAGCACGACCCGAUGCUGAUAACGAUAGUGAAUCUGACCGCGGUCGCCAUCAGACGCCUCAUCAAGAUCGCUAAGAAGAUCAACGCCUUCAAGAACAUGUGUGAAGAAGACCAGAUAGCUCUGUUGAAGGGAGGCUGCAUAGAGAUGAUGGUGCUUCGCAGUACGAUGACUUACGACGGACAACGGAACCAGUGGAAGCUGCCGCACUGCCACGAGCAGUACGGCACCAUCCAGACGGACGUGCUGAAACUCGCGAAGGGCAACAUCUACCGCUCGCACGAGCAGUUCAUCCGCUCGUUCGACCCGCGCUGGCGCACCGACGAGAACGUCAUCCUCAUCAUGUCCGCCAUCUUGCUGUUCACGCCCGACCGCGCCAAGGUGGUGCACCGCGACGUCAUCAAGCUAGAGCAGAACUCAUACUACUAUCUCCUACGGCGCUACCUGGAGAGCGUGUACCCUGGCUGCGAAGCCAAGUCCACCUUCCUCAAGCUGAUCCAGAAGAUCCUGGAGCUCAGGAAGUUCGCCGAGGAGGUGACGGGGGUCUACCUCGACGUACACCCCAUAGAGCCCCUGCUCAUGGAGAUAUUCGACCUGAAGCACCAUGCCGCAUGACGAUACGUUGUAGCGGUUGUUACAAGCCACCAGGCGGUAAGCGAGCCACCUGCCAAUCUGUAUGAGACUCAAUUUUUUUUUUUUACUUAGUUAAGUUAUAAAUCUGUAGAUUUAUUGUUAUUUGUGACAUAAACUGGUGGACAAUAACAUGGCAUUAACAACUGUUUACUUUUCCUUCACAACAAGCAUUCACUACAGAAAUGGUAAUAAUUGAUAAAAUGCUUAUUUUUAAUUGAGCAAUCUUAUUUCGCGAGAAAAAUUUAAAUGUGACCGAAAAUCAAAACUAUAUAACAAAGUUUAUACUAAAUUUUAGAUUGUAAUAAAUAUCAAAAACAGGUAAUGUCAUAGGGUAAUUUUAUGGUCCACUAGUUUAUGUAAUAUUUAUGUAAUUUUACCUAGCGCGAACAAACAUUCAAACUGCUUGUGUAGUGUAUAUGAAUGACUACAAGAACACAAAUAUAACUUCUUUCAUAUACACUAUACCAGUACAAUGUGUGCGUGUGCGCCAUAUUGAAAUAUAUUUAUUUUUAAAAAUUGAAAAUUAUUUAAAGUGCCAAACUUAGUAAAUCUUUUCGAGCUACACGAAAAGAGAAAUAUGAACCUAGUGUUUAUAAGAAUAGCGUUUAAAAUGCCUUGAGUGAUAAGAAAUUACAAAGAAAUUAGUACACGGAUGAAAUCUUGUGAAAUUUUUCGGUGUCCUUGUUCAUAAGCUGGUUGAAUCGGCGCAUUGCAAUUGCAAUGCAAUAGAAACAAUACCAUAUCACUUAUCUAACCGUCUGUGAAUAUAUUUUUUUUGUAAAUCUAUUACAUUAGAGGCACAAUUAUCCGCCCACUUUAAUAUGACACGAGUAUAUAAAGUGGGCGGAUAAUUGUGUCUCUGAGUAUAUUUUAUUAUUAAGAAAUACAGCUCAAGAGAUAUAGUAUUUAUAACUAUUGUUGUAAGAAAAUGGAAAUUUUAUAGAAAUAUAUAAUUUAGGACAUUGAAAUACAUGAAAAUUUUAAAAAUAAGUCAUAAGGUAAUGAUUGCCGUUGUGAAAGUUAAAAAUAGUGAUAUAGGUCUAACUUCUAUUAUUUGUUAUUUAAAUAUGUUAUAUAAUAAAUUGCAUUUGCAUUUUUUUCGGGUUUUGUUGUAAUUUAAUGUAAUAAAAGUCUAGGAGACAGGGAAUAUUUUUAUAAUAAUUGAUCACUAUUAAGCUCAUUUGUAGGAGUAAAGUCUAUUCGUUAUGAUACGUUCGUCCUUUGCGAAGUACAUUUUUUUGGCUGUUCUAUAUUAACCAAAAAUAUUUACAUCAUUCCAAAUGAAUGUGUGCUCAUGGAUACAUCAAAACUAGUGGGGAUUAGGUAUCCCCACUAGUUAUAUGUUCGUUUAUGACACCUGUCAAUGUUAUAUUUGUUAAUUAAUUAAAUGUUAAUAUUUUUUGCCCGAAAUUAAUACGUUUAUUGUGUUAUUAAGGUUAAUAAAAGAGAUAUUUAAAUAUAUACAGGUGUUAAAAACGCACUCUCCGAGCGGCUGGACUUUAGCUGUGCUUAGGGUUAAUUUCUAUGAGCCGUCAUGCAUCCAACUUUUCAGUUGUGUGCAUUUUAAGAAAUUAAAUAUCACGUGUCUCAAACGGUGAAAGAAAACAUUAUGAGGAAACCUGCAUACCAGGGAAUUUUCUUAAUUCUCUGCGUGUGUGUAGUCUGCCAAUCCGCAUUGUGCCAGCGUGGUGGACUAUUGGCCUUACCCUUCCCAUUCUGAGAGGAGACUCGAGGUCAGCAGUGAGCCGAAUAUGGGUUGAUAAUGAUUAGGGGUUGCUUAUAAGAAGUUUUUUUAUUGUAUGCUGAUGAUGAUGAUUUUGAAAAUUUUGGAGAUACAAGGUGAAGCUAGUGAUGGAAAAUUAAGUUGAUAGUGAUUAAUUGUAAAAAUGUUUCCCAGGUCCUGGACUAUAACUUCUAAAUACUCUUUAGUGAGUUAAGUUUUCUAAAUUCGCCUAAAUUGAAUGCCAAAAACUCAUUCAUGUUAUAUUUAGUUUUAGUUAAGGAUCUUGUCAUAAUUUGUUGGGGAGUCACAGAGGUAAGUUUUGAUUGUUGAAACUACUGGAGCGAUUUGAAUUUUUUUUUCUCGAUAGGUAUUCCCACGGGAACUAUGUCGGUGACAUCGUAUUCUGCUAGUGAUUUAUAAAAUGCCUUCGAAAAAUACUGUUUUCUUAUUGACAGCAUUAAAUUUUUACCGAAGAAUUCACAAGAAAAAUUAUAGGAGACCGACCGUUUCCCAUUCUCCCUGCAUGUUACAAAAAAAAAUAUAUUUAAUAUGCUCUUAUCAAACUCUUUCAUUUGAUGAACACGAUGCAGUUUGCAAAAAAUAUUUUUCAACUCUUUAUCUGCGUUUGGGUCACAAGAAUUGAUAUGUGUAGCUUUCAAAUUAAUAAUAGGUCGAAUAGAUUCCGAGAAAACACACAUCUAAAUAUACGCGAGUGAAAUUACAAGGUUUCCGUUUUUGUACUACGUACGUUCGAAACCCUAAAAAUUACGGUAAAUCCUUUAUUUUUGCAAAUCAAAAUUACAAAAAAAUAAUUAAUUCCCAGUUUUUAAUAUAUUUUGAAAUGUUUCUUUUGUUGUUUUAUAAAGUAGGUACUUGCCUAUAUCUUGAUUAUGCAACUGCCAAUCAAACUGAAAUUAAACCAGUCUAAAAGUGAUAUUAUUGUUCAACAAAUGAUACUAAUUUUUUUAGGUUUAUAAAUCUGGGACAGCAAUGUAUGAAAAAUGGUCGAUCUUCUGUCUAUCACGAAUGUACCUCCGUGGUACCCCAACAUAUACGAGUAAGUUAUAAACAAACUAAAUCGACAGGACAAGUUUAAGCCGUCCUAUAAUUCCAUUAAAAAGCAUUUUUGUAAAUGAUCAUAGCUACUACUUUUAGAAGUCUUGUUGAUUUAUUUAAUCUAUACCCAGAGGCACAAUUAUCCACCCACUUUUAAAUAACGCGAGUAUAAUUAAAUGGGCGGAUAAUUCUGCCUCUGAGUAUAAAACUUACUUAAGUAAUUUUCGAAAAUGCCUUAUUAUACUGUCGUAAUUUAUUUUUAGACUAUACUCUCUAAUUCUAUAGGAAUAUUUAAAAAAAAAUAUUUUUCACAAAUCUUAUUGACAUUGAUGGAAUAUUGGCUUAUUUUAUUGUAGACAUUAAUCACUAUUUAUUGAAUAAAUCAUAAAGGGUAGGAAACUUUGGAGUUCUCGGACGUGUUAUUUUAACGCAACCAACAAAUUUUAUAAUGUUACUUUCCCUUAACUAUUUCAUCUCAUAUUUCAACAGUUUUUAAGGUCCUAGCACACAUAUCAAAACUGAAAUGGACUGUAUCAACUCGCGCCAUCCAGUAUUCUUUGUAUGCACAUUAAUCGGAAUCGCUUCGCCUUGGGACAAACUUAAGGCUUUUUGUGCCUUGCCUCUUCUUUAUCGCCUCGCUAUUAACCUAUGGUCGACGGCGAGGCUAUACUGUUACAAUCUCUUUUCGAAUUGAUAUGUGCUAUGACCUUCAUUGAGCGUUCGUGCCUGGCGUAAUGUUAUCAAUCGACUAAGCAAGCUCACUGUCAGGGCUUGGAACUUGUAGAUCUUUGACAUUUUAUAAACGCUGUCAGUUUGUCAUCUCAUGCUCUAACCAUAGAUAAGUACGGUAGGCAAACAUGGUGUUUGGCAUUGAGAAAUAACAGGUAACAAAGGUCCAGACUCCAGACCCUCAAUUUGAUGGGAAAGUUUGAUCUUUAAUAUUUUUAAAGGGUUGUUAAGAAGCAAAGUUGGGGGACAAAAGGGGAAAAUAUAAAAUAAUUACGCUUUAUAUUUGGUCUGGUUCUUGAAACCUGCUACUUUCAAAAGCCACCACGGCUAAAACUAGUUAAAAGACACCACGGUUAAAACAAGUUAAAAGCCACCACGGGUUAAACUAGUUAAAAACCACCACGGCUAAAACUAGUUAAAAGCCACCACGGUUAAAACAAGUUAAAAGCCACCACGGUUCAAACUAGUUAAAAGCCACCACGAUUAAAGCUAGUUAAAAGCCACCACGGUUUAAACUAGUUAAAAGCCACCACGGUUUAAACUAGUUUAAAGCCACCACGGUUUAAACUAGUUUAAAGCCACCACGGUUUAAACUAGUUUAAAGCCACCACGGUUUAAACUACUUAAAAGCCACCACGGUUUAAACUAGUUAAAAGCCACCACGGUUCAAACUAGUUAAAAGCCACCACGGUUUAAACUAGUUAAAAGCCACCACGAUUAAAGCUAGUUAAAAGCCACCACGGUUUAAACUAGCUAAAAGCCACCACGAUUAAAACUAGUUAAAAGCCACCACGGUUUAAACUAGCUAAAAGCCACCACGAUUAAAACUAGUUAAAAGCCACCACGAUUAAAACUAGUUAAAAGCCACCACGGUUUAAACUAGUUAAAAGCCGCCACGGUUCAAACUAGUUAAAAGUUACCGUACCUACGUAUGGUAACCAUGGGCUGACAAACUUUCAGCUUUUAUAAAAGAAGCGAAGGUCUGGCCACUGUAUGCUCUCGUUAAAUUUCUGCGAUGCCGCUGCGGCUAUGGUGUCUGUCUGUUCAUAGCUUUACACUUCUAAAACUGUACAUAGUAUAAGGUUAAAUAUUGUUGUAUUAAAUUAAAGUGAACUAUUUUUAUAGUGAAUGAAAUCUGUUAUUAUAUUUUAAAAUAGGUGCAAUAAAUUUAUUUUGAAAUCUUUAAAUAAAUAGACUGUUAUAUAUUA